UCAUACACUGAGCUUUGCCUGCGAGAAAGCUUGUGAACGGGGAAAAUAUUAUAUAUUACUUGUACAGAAUACCGUCAAUUCAGACUUAUUUUCUCCUAAACGUUUUGGAAAGUUUCCGGCUCAAACAAAAAAGUUUUGUGAAGUAUCCUACAUCCAAUAACCAACAACACUGGUUCAGAGAGUAGUGUUUUCUGGAAACUUGAUUCACUUAAUCGCAACUCAUCCCUGUAUCCCGUGCGGAAACAGAAAAGUAGAGCGAUAAAGAGACGAACAGUCACUUGAGCAAAGAUGAUGGCUGAAUCGGAUAACACUGCGGACGCAACGAGACGGCUCAAUGUAAAAAAGCAAACCUUAGAUGAUGCCUAUGCGAUUCCGGCGAAUUUCCUGGAAAUAGACGUCGUCAACCCCAUGACUACACUGACGGCUGGGAAGAAGCGGUAUACAGACUACGAAGUCCGGAUGCGGACCAAUCUACCCGUCUUCAAGGUUAAGGAAUCCAGCGUACGUAGACGAUAUAGUGACUUUGAAUGGUUACGAAAUGAACUAGAACGCGACAGCAAGAUUGUGGUACCACCCCUACCAGGAAAAGCAUGGAAACGUCAAAUGCCGUUCCGUGGUGACGAUGGUAUCUUUGAUGAAAAUUUCAUUGAGGAACGGCGAAAGGGACUGGAACAAUUCGUCAAUAAGAUCGCAGGUCACCCGUUGGCCCAAAAUGAACGCUGUCUACAUAUGUUUCUACAAGAGCCAACCAUCGACAAAAACUACGUGCCAGGCAAGAUUCGGAAUACGUAAAUUGGCAGAGAAUGUUAAUGCUUUUGCUGAAAGUGUGUGAGAAAAUUCUUAUUUCAUGGUGAAUGAUUUCGGGAAGCAAAAGUAACUAAAAAUAUUUCACGGAAUAUUGAAAACAAAAUUCAAUUUUCGAUUGUAAAAUGUAUCGAAAAAAUUCAAAAAUUUGUUUUUAUAGUAAAGGCGUUAAGUUUUUGACUCGUCCAAUUACACAUUGUAUACAAUCAAAAAAUCAGUCUAACAUGAAUCUUGUGUACAUCCACUGUAAUCCACAAUGCUAGCAGAGGUUGAGUGGGUGACGUACGUACUCUCUCUUCAAGUUAUUAGAGCUGUAUCUAAUUAAUCCGAUAUAAUUUAAAUGUAAUUCAAAAUAGCAUUAACUGGAGCGUAACGCUCGGUUGGUUUGCUCGAUUUUGUUUUGGAACAAAAAAGUGCGUUACGUUCUGUGCCUAGUGAUCUAUUUUUAGCAGACUUCUUUAUCGACAGAAUUGUUACGAUUUUCGUGCACUAUCCAACCAAUAUAUGUAUGGUAUUCUCUCUUUCUAAGGAAAACUAUUAUAGUUAUCGGUUAAAUGAACGAAAUAUACGAAAUACUAUAAGUAUGAAUGAUAAAUAUUCCAUCUUUAUUUUCUAGGCAUAAUUUAACUAUUGAACUUUACCAUCUGCUGAUUUAUAUGAUCUUAUCAGAAUUGCAUAUGCUUACAGUGGUGUACAUUUUGGUUCAGAAAGCAAGCUGUAUUGGAUCAUUGAUUAGAAUUUCUAGCAUAUUUCAAACAGAUUGAAUGAAUGAAUUGAGAUUGCAGUAAAUAUUAACUGACUAAA
Messenger RNA from Sabethes cyaneus, 1608 nucleotides. RefSeq names its product sorting nexin-12 (gene Snx3). NCBI's taxonomy places the organism in Eukaryota, Metazoa, Arthropoda, Insecta, Diptera, Culicidae. Gene Ontology annotation, biological process: late endosome to Golgi transport; endocytic recycling. Gene Ontology annotation, molecular function: phosphatidylinositol-3-phosphate binding. The transcript has 4 exons. The coding region runs from base 289 to 792 and encodes 167 amino acids. Gene Ontology annotation, cellular component: early endosome membrane; retromer complex. The record is from RefSeq and is a predicted model, not a curated record.